GAGAACGUCACCUCCAUCCGCGUCCCCUCAGAGCUGAUCUGGCGGCCGGACAUCGUCCUCUACAACAACGCGGACGGGGACUUUGCGGUCACCCACCUGACCAAGGCCCACCUCUUCCACGACGGGCGGGUGCAGUGGACGCCUCCUGCCAUCUACAAGAGCUCGUGCAGCAUCGACGUCACCUUCUUCCCCUUCGACCAACAGAACUGCACCAUGAAGUUCGGGUCCUGGACCUACGACAAGGCCAAGAUCGACCUGGUGAGCACGCAGAGCCACGUGGACCAGCUGGACUUGUGGGAGAGCGGGGAGUGGGUCAUCGUGGACGCCGUGGGCACCUACAACACCAGGAAGUACGAGUGCUGCGCCGAGGUCUACCCCGACAUCACCUACGCCUUCGUCAUCCGGCGCCUGCCGCUCUUCUACACCAUCAACCUCAUCAUCCCCUGCCUGCUCAUCUCCUGCCUCACCGUGCUCGUCUUCUACCUGCCGUCCGAGUGCGGCGAGAAGAUCACGCUCUGCAUCUCCGUGCUGCUCUCGCUCACCGUCUUCCUGCUGCUCAUCACCGAGAUCAUCCCCUCCACCUCGCUGGUCAUCCCGCUCAUCGGCGAGUACCUGCUGUUCACCAUGAUCUUCGUCACGCUCUCCAUCGUCAUCACGGUCUUCGUGCUCAACGUGCACCACCGCUCGCCGCGCACGCACACCAUGCCCGCCUGGGUCCGCCGGCUCUUCCUGGACAUUGUGCCCCGCUUGCUCUUCAUGAAACGGCCGUCUGUGGUCAAGGACAACUGCCGGCGGCUCAUCGAGUCCAUGCACAAGAUGGCCAGCGCCCCGGGCUUCUGGCCUGAGCCCGAGGGGGAGCCCGGCCUCCGGAGCGCAGCCCAGAGCCCGGGCCCCUCGCCCUCCCCGUCCUUCUGCGGCCCCCUGGAUGAGCCGGCCAAGCCCCAGCCAGCCUGCAAGCCGCCCUCGGACCAGGCCCCUGCUCUGCAGCCCUGGGAGGCUGAGAACAGGGGCCCCUGCCCCUCGCCUGAUCCCGGCCACCCACCCACCAGCACCCGGGCCCCGGGGCUCGCCAAGGCCCGGUCCCUGAGCGUCCAGCAUGUGUCUGGGCCUGCGGAAGCCGCAGAGGAUGGCGUCCGGUGCCGGUCUCGGAGCAUCCAGUACUGCGUCCCCCAAGACGAAGCUGCCUCCCGGGCAGGGGACCCUGUGGCCGGCUCCCCCGCCCUUCUGAAGGCCAGCUCAGCCGAGCUCCCGCCCCCAGACCAGCCCUCUCCGUGCAAGUGCAGGUGCCAGAAGGAGCUGUCCCCGAACGCCCUGCUCAGAGCCCGCGGCCCCAGAGCCGCACCCCGGCACCUGCCCCUGUCCCCGGCGCUGACGCGGGCUGUGGAGGGCGUCCAGUACAUCGCCGACCAUCUGAAGGCGGAAGACACAGACUUCUCGGUGAAGGAGGACUGGAAGUACGUGGCCAUGGUCAUCGACCGCAUCUUCCUGUGGGUGUUCAUCAUCGUCUGCCUGCUGGGCACCGCAGGCCUCUUCCUGCCCCCCUGGCUGGCCGGCAUGAUCUAGGGGCACGGGGCCCGGUGCCCACAGCCCGGGGUCAGGGCCUGGCUGCCCCAGCGGUUCCUGUGUGGGGUCACAGCACCUGCCAGAUCGCCCCUGUUCUCUGCCUCCUGCAAGAUGGCCUUGGAGAGGGCCAGCGCCCCUGGGCAGCCGGGGCACGGCCAGGCCGGAAGGGACGGCGAGGGCUGCCUGUUCUUGUCUGCGGGGCGGGGCACCGCCUAGGUCUUAUUAAAGUUUGUCUGGAGCAUGGUGACA
This is a messenger RNA of Suricata suricatta (meerkat), 1812 nucleotides long. RefSeq names its product cholinergic receptor nicotinic alpha 4 subunit (gene CHRNA4). Gene Ontology annotation, molecular function: neurotransmitter receptor activity; transmembrane signaling receptor activity; extracellular ligand-gated monoatomic ion channel activity. Lineage: Eukaryota; Metazoa; Chordata; Mammalia; Carnivora; Herpestidae. The coding region runs from base 214 to 1563 and encodes 449 amino acids. The record is from RefSeq and is a predicted model, not a curated record. Gene Ontology annotation, cellular component: neuron projection; membrane; synapse. The transcript has 3 exons. Gene Ontology annotation, biological process: regulation of membrane potential; nervous system process; chemical synaptic transmission.